AUGACAACUGAUCAAUCUGAUGUUCAAUUGGAAACAUGCGCCGAUGUGAUAGAGCAGUAUAACACAAAACUAGACGAACUUGUGAAGCAAAUAAUCAACAGCAAAAACAUAGCCGAUGUCGACAUGAAAAAUGUUUGGCAAAAGGCUUUGAUAUUAUGGAGGACAGCGAUGGAAUAUAUGAUCGAUUCUGCGGCUGCGAGCGAUGCUGCAUCAUACGCAGAUUGCUCGUAUAUAUUUUACAACAAAAUUUUCAUUGGUUUAGAUUUGGAAAAUCGACUAGAAAAAGAUGGACCUCUUUGCUACGAAAUGUUCUAUUCCUCUCUUGAUUUGUUAACCGUGCUUGUCAUCGAUCGACAUCAUCUGACCAACGACGACAUUAGCACGUUCCAAAAUAAUACUAUGAACAAUUAUUUCUAUAUUUCAAUGGCCUUGUGCAUAUCGGCUUGUAAUUUUGUUCCGUUUGAUGAUAGACUAGUCAACGAUUAUAUACCUUUUUUCAUCAACUUGAAAGCUUAUGCAGAUAAGAAAGUUGCUAGUGAAUUAUCGUCCGGAAAUGAAGGAUUUGAUCGGGUUACAAGUGAGAUCUUGAUUUUAUUUUGGUGUAUGGCCAAUCGUACAAUACUCGUUCCAUCGAUGAUUCGUCUCGAUCUACCAAAACAUGCGGUGAAAUGGCUGAGUGACUCGGGUUAUUUGAAUGCAGAAGCAACCGAACCGCUUAUUCGAAUUAUUUACAAUAUGGCACGGCAUGAUGACGGUGCCGAUGAAUAUAAUAAACUCGGAGCUCUAGAAAUCGUCAAACAGUAUCAAAGAAGAGACGAAAUUGCACAGAACAAUAAACUAUCGUUAUGUUGUUCUUUGGCCAUAGCUCUGUUAUCAACACCUGAACAACUUAAAGAGGAUCAGAAAGGUAUGAACACCGUGCUCGACCAAUUAUUACAGUUAACUAUGGAAGCUGCCGGUAAUGAAGAUUUCACAUGCGUAAAUGUUCGUUAUCAUGUCGCACAUCUCGUCGGUGUCUUGGCAAAGCUAUUCGUAGUAGAUGAACGAACAGUCGAUUACAUAAUGUUGCAUGCCGAAACCGAGCCAUCAUUGAACAAGGCUUCCACAGUGAAACUGUUUGCCGAUCUUCUUAUUGCUUUUAGUGAUUUAAUCACGAGUACAGAUCCUCUCAAUCAAUUCUCGUGCAUCGCUCUUUACAAUAUCGUUUGGAGUAUUUCAUUCCAAGGAGAAUAUCAAGAGGAAUUGAAAAAUAAUACACAGUUGAUAGAUACUAUCAAGAGAUUGGCAACGGAUGAACAUAGUCAAACGUGCGAUCAAUACAAACCUCGGGCUAUGCAAAGCAUAAAAAAGGCGGCGGAUGGUAUUCUUUACAAUUUACACAUGGAUGCGACAUCACAAGAGGACCAAUCCAAGAAAGCUUUGCAUCGUAAAACUAAAGAUAUCAAAGAAUCGGAUAUGUUUUCUAAUAAGAAAGAUCGAUCAACAACGGAUGAUAGUUUACCACUCGUGAUGUUUAGUUAUGCGCAUAAGGACGACAAAUUUUGUUAUCAGAUUCUGAAAGAAGUUGAACGAAUGAAUGAUAAGUUGAAAGUCUGGAUUGAUAUUCAACACUGCGCGACGGGAGAUCUAUGGGAAAAAAUUGCCGAUGCUAUCGAAAAUGCUGAUGUUAUUCUUUGUUUUAUAUCAGAAUACUAUCAGCAAAGUAAAUCAUGUCGACAAGAAUUUAUCUAUGCUGUUGAUGAUUUACAAAAGCCUAUUAUUCCUAUUUUGAUUGGCGAUUAUAAACCAAAAGGUUGGCUGGGUAUGUCGAUAGUUCUUUCGCUAAACUAUGCCAAAUAUUCCAAUUAUCAUAUAGGAAUACGAAAAGCCGGAAUGAAAUAUGUUCGAUUUCGAAAUCCGAGUGAACCGAACGAGUCGAACAUGAAAGAUUUGAUUGAACGAAUUCAAGCUGAAAUUUCACACGACAAAAAUAUCAUCAUAUCGUCAACAGCACCUGUACAUCAUGAGGUACCUGCAGAACCUACGUACCAUGAGACCCCUAAAGCACCUGUACACUAUGACGCUCCUGUAGAACCUGUACACUAUGACGCUCCUGUAGAACCUGUACACUAUGACGCUCCUGUAGAACCUGUACACUAUGACGCUCCUGUAGAACCUGUACACUAUGACGCUCCUGUAGAACCUGUACGCCGUGAUGCUUCUACAGACCCUAUGCCACAUGAAACUCCUAUAGAACUCAUACAUCAUGAAACUCCUAUAGAACUCAUACAUCAUGAAACUCUUAAAGAAUCUGCGCACAGCGAAAAUCCUGCAGAACUUGUUCCAUCCAAAAGUCCGGUACAAGAAACUUCAUCUGUUACCGUUGACCUACCUCCUAUUGACAAAUGGGCAGCUAGUGACAUUCGUCGUUGGUUUCAACAAGAAGGAAUUAUGGAUGAAAUUUAUGACUUAUAUCGAUUUCGAUCAGGACUCGAAAUGCUUGAUUAUGCACAAAUUCUAUCAAAAGAUCGAUAUGAACAACGAAAAAUAUACUCACAAAUCUUUAAAUACAAACAUCGAGAUCAGAUUCUUCCACCGCAUGAAUUCCAUCGGUUUGCUAAAGCAAUGGCUCGACUACUAAAAGAGAAUACUAUCGAACAAAAGCCACCAGAACAAUCAUCAACUUGUACAAUCUUAUAA
This is a messenger RNA of Adineta ricciae, 2679 nucleotides long. The record is from the annotation of a GenBank genome assembly. NCBI's taxonomy places the organism in Eukaryota, Metazoa, Rotifera, Eurotatoria, Adinetida, Adinetidae.